AGACGCUAGCAAGCUAUAUAGAAGCCAAACCGUUCUUGCUCAAAUGGCAGCACCGAAGAGAGGAAAGAGCAAGCAACCUAGUAAAAAGGGAAAGCAACCUACAGUUCCAAGACCAACGCUCGAAAAUGUAUUCGAAGCCGAAGACGAUGAGCAAGAUCUAGCCCGUCGUGGUCACACCUUUGACGAAGUCGACAAUUACGAGUACAAUGUUGACAACAUUGACGACGAAGAUGACGAAGAUAUCGACAGUGACGAUGCUUUCAAUGAAUCAGACGAGGAGCGCUUUGAGAAUUUCAAGUUCGCUGGUUCCAACGACAAGAGCUCUAAAAGUCGAGGUAGCAAGUCGGCUCUUUUGGCUGACGAUGACGAUGAGUUAGACGAAGAAGAUGCUGCCGAAAGCGAAGACAACGAUGAUGAUGAAGAAGAAGAAGAAGACGGAGAAGAAUUCAUGGAUUUGUCCGAGAUGCUUGGUGGCGACAAUGAUGAAAAGACAACCAAGAAUUCUGCAUUCGAAACUUUGCUUCCUGGUUCGGAUAGUGAAGACGAAGCUGGCGAUUUGGAAGACUUUUCGGACGAUGAGGAUCAAGAUGAAGAAGAAUCAGGCGACAUACUGUCUUUUGUCUCAUCACUUCCUACCAAGAAGCGCAAAAAUGCUGGCGAAGAUGGUAGAUCUAAGCGAUCAAAGAAAUUGGCAGAGAGAACAGAAGCCUACGAUGAAUCCGAAUUCAGCAUGCCGGCCCAUUCCGCCAGUGUUAGUGGAGCGAAGAAGAAGUUGGACCUUGCUGAUCUGAUGGGAACUUUGGAUGACGAUACUGGCUUUGGUGGGCUCAAGAAGAAUCUUGAAGCCUUAGAAGGCUCUGGAAAAAGCAAAAUCAAGGAUACCUUGUCCGCUCCUUUACCCAAGCGUAUUCAAGAUAGACUCAAUCGCCAAGCAGCAUACAAGGAAGCCAAGGAUGAAGUUGCUAAAUGGCAACCUCUUGUUAAACAGAACCGUGAGGCUGAUCACCUCUCGUUUCCUAUGGUGGAAAAAGCCGCUGCUCCCAAUAGCAAUGCUUCUCUCACCUCAACCUUCCAAGCCGAGACUUCCAUGGAAAAGCAGAUCGAAGAGGCACUUGCUGCUGCUGGCAUGAAGGAUAAGGAAGAAGAAGAAUUUGAGGCUCUGGAGUUGAACAAAUUGUCUGUUGAGGAAGUCCAAGCUCGCCGAAACGAGCUUCGCAUGAUGCGAGAGUUGAUGUUCCGACAUGAAUUGAAGGCCAAGAGAAUUAAGAAGAUCAAGAGUAAAGCCUACAGAAAGGUGGCUCGUAAAGAGAAGCUUAAGGAAUUAGCCAAGAUCCAAGCCCAAAUAGCAGAGGAUGAUCCCGAAGCUGCAAGAGAAGAGCAACUUCAAGCUGAAACCGACAGAGCUUUGGAGCGUAUGUCUCUCCGCCACAAGAACACUGGAAAGUGGGCCCAGCAGCAAAUCAAGAGAGGAAACUUGGACGCUGGUACUCGUGAUGCCAUUAACGACCAAAUUCGUCGUGGCGAACAGCUGCGACGUAAAGUGCAGGGAAUGGAUUCGGAUGAAGAGUUCAAUGACUCUGACAACGACGAAGAUAGCCCCAUCACAGCCGAAGAGCAACUAAACCAGAUUAGAGAAGAACUAGACGAAGAAGAACCUGUUGGAACCGGUAUUUUUGCCAUGAAGUUUAUGAAAGAUGCUGCCAAGCGGGAAAAGAAGGAAACAGAAGCAUUGUUGCAGUCGACGCAUAACGAUCUGUACCUUGAUGGCGAUGACUCUGGUGACGAAGUGGAAGCCAAGCAAGACAACUAUGCUCAAGUUGCUAAUAACCCUGGACGUAUGAUGUUUGGUGUUGGCAAGAUUGGCAAACAAGACCAGAAGGAAGUGACUGACCCGUCAAGUGUUAACAUCACCUUGAACGAAGCUGGUGAGGUUCAGAAGGUUUCAAGCUCUGCUGCCCAUGCUACCAAAAUGUCCGGACCAGUCAAUGUCAAGCUUCCAAGCAAGAGUCCAUUGGCGGAUCUGGACAAUGCUACCGCUAGCAACCCAUGGUUGCAAGCAGAUACCAGCAAAUUAGCCAAGCAGAGCCGCAAAGCUAAUAAGGCACAAGGAAAGAUUGAAGACAAAGCAGAGCACCUUAUUUCCAAGAUGAAGAAGAAUCAGAAAUCCAAGCAAGAAGAUGCUGAGGAGGAUGUUGAAAUCGAUCUCGAUAACGUCCUAACUAUUGCCCAGGCCAAGGACAAGACGAAGCAAGCCAACAAGCCUACCAAGUCAACGACGGCCUCAGCGAAGACCAACAAAGAAAACGGAGAUGCUGCCUUUGCUUCAGAUGACGACGACGAUGGCUCUGACGUUGAUGAAAACGGCGGUAUGGUCCACACCAAGAACCCAUUAGCUUUCACACAACGUGAGCUUGUCGAGCAAGCGUUCGCCAAUGACAAUGUCGUUGAAGAGUUUGAGGAAGAUAAACGUGAAGCAAUGGAGGAAGAUGCUCCAAAGGAUGAAGAUCUCACAUUACCAGGCUGGGGUGCAUGGGGUGGUAAAGGACUCAAGGAUAGAAAGAAUAAGGUCGUCAAGAAGGCACUUCCUGGUGAAGGUGUUGCAGCUAACAAACGAAGAGAUGCAAAGCUGGGCAAUGUUAUCAUUAGCGAAAAACGUAUCAAGAAGGCUGCUAAAUACCAAGUUACUUCUAUACCUUUCCCCUUCCAGAACAGAGAGCAAUACGAACGAUCAUUGCGUGCUCCACUGGGUAAGGAAUGGAACACGACUGAUAGUUUCCAGAAGAUGACCAAGCCUAGAGUCAUGACCAAGCUGGGUCGUGUCAUCGACCCACUGAAAGCUCCAUUCAAAUAGAAGCCAACCAAACCCACACUCUCAUUCUUAAAAAAUCGUUCAUCCCAAUGU
Umbelopsis ramanniana AG is the source of this 2902-nucleotide messenger RNA. RefSeq lists its product as uncharacterized. The record is from RefSeq and is a predicted model, not a curated record. Gene Ontology annotation, cellular component: small-subunit processome; nucleolus. NCBI's taxonomy places the organism in Eukaryota, Fungi, Mucoromycota, Umbelopsidomycetes, Umbelopsidales, Umbelopsidaceae. Gene Ontology annotation, biological process: rRNA processing. The transcript is spliced from 5 exons. The coding region runs from base 44 to 2851 and encodes 935 amino acids.